AUGCCGCGCAUCCCCUCGCGCGAGGAGCCGUACCACAGUGUCGCCAAGUGCAAUAGGCACUGGAAGACGAAGCGCGAGUUUGUGACCAAGGCCGCCAACAAGGCCUCUCACGUCGACGGCAGUCACUACCUGCUCGUCUGCGUUACGCCCAAAGGAAACAUUGAAGUGCACGCCAGCGAACACUUUUACGACGACACCAACCAGGGCCGUUCCGACGGUGUUGUCAACUGGGACGUGCUGCGGAAACGCGCCGCUACCAUCCAGGCAAAGAACGAGGAGCGCUGGACAGAGGUUGAGCGCCAGGAGAAGCGCUUUGGUGUCGAGGGCGAAGGUGACGAUGACGAAGAGGGCGACGACGACGAGGGUGAUGUGUCCGUGUCCGACGUGACCCUCGACGGCACUCUUACCGUCACGGCUGCCGGUCCUGGCCAGCUCAUGUCGACCUUUUCUGCCGCCAAGGCAUCACCCGCACGUCCCAUCGGCUCUGUCAUUGUCACUCCCGACUCGCUCGAGAAGGAGUACUGCCAGCGUUUCGCCGCUCUCGGCCAGAGCGUGUGUGCCAACAUUCUCAAGGCUUGGAUCAAGGUUGUCGAGCCCAAGAAGCAGACCAAGUUCCCAUACAAGGACAAGAAGGGCAACGAGGGCCGCCCCCCACCCUGGUGGCCGAGGGGCAUGCGCCACAUUGAGCCCGACCACCUGCACAAGGAUGAGCGUCCGCGUCUUCUUGCGUCAAUCAUCCAGCAAGCUUCAGCCCCGCGCGCCGAGGGCUCGCCAAUCUCCACGGCCCCGGACGCCCGCGAGCUCACCAUUUCGCGUCUUCACUUUGCCACCGCCGAGAUUGGUUCGUCUAUUCCUCCCCGCCAGCACUACGAGCUCCGCCAGAUCUACCUCAUCGCCAAGGAGGUCCGCAAGGCCAACGAGGACCGUCUCCGCGGCCGCGCUGGCUCGGUUACGCGUGAGAGUCCCGAUGGCAGCUGGAGCGAGAUCACCGUGGAUAUCUACGAGAAGCCUGCCCCCUCUGCCGGUGGCAAGCGCUCGUACGACGCGGCCGAGUAUGACCCCAGCCGUUUGAUGACCGACAACAAGGAAAACGUCGAGUAUGACCGCCCACUCAAGCGCGGCAAGAUGGACGUUCACCACAUGCAGCAGCACGCCCUCACCCCACUCGCGUCGCACCAGAACGUCUACUCUGCGGUUCACUACAACGUCGAGCCCCACACGCCACACUCCACUGCCAGCUACGCCGGAUGGCCCACUAGCAUUACCCCCAUUUCUGUCCCCUCUACCGCCGCUGCCGCCACCCAGUCUGCUCCUGCCUCGGCGGCUCCCCUCCCCAGUACCAGCCAGCAGCAGCAGCAGUACUACCGCCAGUUUGUCGACCAGUAUCAAUCGACCAGCGCGUCGACCCCAGCAUCGGCGCAGGCAUAUGCCCAUGGCCAGUACCAGCAGCACAGCCAGUACCAGCAGCAGCCACAAGCCCAGCAGCAGCAGCAGCAGCAGAGCUACGGGUACCAGCAGGCCGUCUACUCGGGUUACUCAGGAUACCAGGCCACGACCGGUUCGACGGCGACGGGCGCGACAACACCGGCCGCGACCACCGCGCCCACGCCGCAGUACCACAGCUACUACGACAAUGGCCAGACCUUUGUCGGCGACCUCGGAUUGAGCGCGUAA
Molecule: messenger RNA, 1674 nt
Organism: Apiotrichum porosum
Lineage: Eukaryota; Fungi; Basidiomycota; Tremellomycetes; Trichosporonales; Trichosporonaceae
Exons: 1
Coding region: 1-1674 (557 amino acids)
Source: RefSeq, a predicted model, not a curated record